AUGGAGCCCAAAUCAUUGUUGAAUCUACAGGUAGUCAUCUCAGCACCAUCUGCAGAUGCAUCGAUGUUUGUAAUGGGUGUGAACCACGAAAAGUACGAUGCUGCUAAAAAGCACAUUAUCAGUAAUGCUUCUUGCACCACAAACUGUCUUGCUCCACUUGUUAAGGUUAUCAAUGACAGCUUCACAAUCAUCGAAGGACUUAUGACUACCGUCCACGCCGCAACGGCGACGCAGAAAACAGUUGAUGGCCCAUCAGGAAAGCACUAUGGUGAUGGACGUGGUGCAGGCCAGAACAUCAUCCCUGCUUCGGCUGGUGCUGCCAAGGCUGUCGGCAAGGUCAUCCCAGCUCUAAAUGGAAAACUCACUGGAAUGGCCUUCCGUGUGCCAACCCCUGAUGUCUCGGUAGUCGAUCUCACUUGCCGUCUGCAGAAAGCGGCUUCCAUGGAUGACAUCAAAAAGGUCGUCAAGGCAGCCUCUGAGGGUCCAAUGAAGGGUAUUUUGGGAUACACAGAGGAUCAGGUCGUGUCGACUGAUUUCGUCGGUGACCACAAUUCUUCGAUCUUCGAUGCUGGAGGGCUGUCUACAAGGAUAAUCACGCGUAUUUUGAGGACGUUGAAAAAGGCACAGCUGGAGCAGGCCGUUUCCCCAGGGAUCGGUCAUAUGUUGCCGACUGUUGCCGAGAGCGCAUAA
This is a messenger RNA of Cylicocyclus nassatus, 690 nucleotides long. The record is from the annotation of a GenBank genome assembly. NCBI's taxonomy places the organism in Eukaryota, Metazoa, Nematoda, Chromadorea, Rhabditida, Strongylidae.